Molecule: messenger RNA, 8472 nt
Organism: Candoia aspera
Lineage: Eukaryota; Metazoa; Chordata; Lepidosauria; Squamata; Candoiidae
Gene: BICRA
Product: BRD4 interacting chromatin remodeling complex associated protein
Exons: 15
Coding region: 155-5581 (1808 amino acids)
Biological process (GO): positive regulation of DNA-templated transcription
Cellular component (GO): SWI/SNF complex
Source: RefSeq, a predicted model, not a curated record
UUUAUUUUUAUUUUCAGAGGAAACCUUCAUCCAUUGCAAUCAGGCAUUGAGCUGACCCUCUAUGAGUCUGUGACUGCUGGGGUCCUGCCUCCGGAGCCCGUGCGGGGAUGUCUCGGAGACCCCGCGCUGACUGCUGCUCAAACAUCACGUUGACAUGGAUGAUGAAGAUGGACGAUGCUUGCUAGAUGUAAUUUGUGAUCCUCAGGCCUUGAAUGAUUUUUUACAUGGAUCUGAAAAGAUUGACAGUGAUGAUCUCUUGGACAACACAGGAGAUGCAGCCAGUGCCUUCUUUGAGGGUGCUGGGCUGCAUGUACAAGAAACCUCUGGCAAUCAUUUGAAUGCUGAGCAAAGCCAACCCACAACAAGUGUUGAUCUAGACUUCUUGGAAGAUGACAUUCUGGGGUCACCUUCAGGAGGUGGAGCUAACCUGCAGAAUUCAGAUCAACCAUGUGAUAUCCUCCAGCAGAGUUUGCAGGAGGCAAACAUCACUGAGCAGACUCUGGAAGCAGAGGCAGAACUGGAUCUGGGUUCUUUUCAGCUCCCUACGCUCCAACCAGUGGUCCACACUGCCUCGGAUGGUACUCCACAGAUUUUUUCCAGUGGGGCUGAUCUUAUUGGACUACAGCAGCCUGCUGUCCUAACUCAUCAAGCACUGGUGCAGCAGUCUGUUGGGGCUGAUGUUGUCAACAAAGCCAUCAGUGUACAGCCUUUUCUUCAGCAAGUUGGCUUAGGGAAUGUCACCAUACAGCCAAUUUCCAACCUUCAAGGGUUGCCUAAUGGGAGCCCCAGUGGGGCACUGGGCAUUGGGCAGAUUCAAGUGGUUGGCCAGCAAGUUAUGGCAAUUAACCAGCCUACUCAACAGAUUAUUGCUAAGCAAGUUCAGCCUUCCCAAGUAGCCACUAUGCCAGUAGGAAGUUAUAUCACUCAGACGGCACCAGAACAACAGCAGGUCACCCUUGCCUCCGCUGGAGUAUCCCCACAGAAUGCUGGUCUUGUGAUCCAGAAGAACCUCCCAGCAGUGGCCACUACAACUCUGAAUGGAAGCUCCAUGUUUGGAAGUGUAUCAGCCACUCAGGGUUCCCAGCCACUCACUGUCACAUCAAACUUGAGCAGCCCACUUGUUCAAGCCCAAAAUGUAAUCAUUCACCGGACGCCCACACCGAUUCAACCCAAACCUGCAGGAGUUCUUCAGCAGAAGUUGUACCAGAUUACCCCCAAGCCAUUUGGCCCCAACAACACCACAUUGACCCUCCAGAAUGAGGCUGCUCUCCAGCAACAGAAAGCUCAGCAGAACUUAACUUUUAUGGCAGGCAAAGCAGGACAGAAUGUGGUGCUUUCUGGCUUCCCCCCAGGGCUGCCCGCCAACAUGUUCAAGCAGCCGCCACCACAGCAACAAACCCUUAACAAGCCAAUGAGUGUUCAUCUGCUUAAUCAAGGCAGCAGCAUUGUUAUCCCAGCACAGCAUGUCCCCCAGGCCAUGCUGCAGGGUCAGAAUCAGUUCCUUCUCCCAGGACAACUCACUGGAACAUCUACAGUUCAGAUCCCUCAGCAGCUCUCAGCAUUACAGGCUAACAUGGGUGGUCAGAUUCUCACAACCUCACAUCCUAGUGGGCAAACUCAUAUCAUCACCAGCCAAGGCCCAGGUGGGCAGCUAAUAACAAAUCAAGCACUGCCUGCCCAAAUUCUUACCAAUCAGAAUCUGGCAAGCCAACUCAAUUUGGGACAGGUACUCACCUCACAGAAUGCACAUGGAACUGCUCAUAUUCUUUCUGCACCUAUCCAGUUGCAACCAGGGCAGGUCGGCCAGCCAACUCUCUUCCAGAUGCCUGUAUCUCUGGCUGGUAGCCUGACAACUCAAAGCCAGCCCACUGUUGCAGCCUCACUGGCCAGCGGGGCCAUCAAUCAGAGUGGUCAGACUGUUAUCCAAGGAGUCACUCUGCCUAACCAAGUGGCUAUGUUAAACGCUACUGAGAGCCUCAACCAAACCGUGACCAUACAAGCACCUCCUAAUGCCAGCAGCCAGAGCCCUGGUCUUAUUCAGCCACAGUCAUCCUCCAGCACCAAUUUACUACCAAGCAGUGACCAAGCCAAUAUGCUCACUGUCCAGUCCACCUCUCAGCCCUCUGCUCCUUCUCAGCUUCAGCUGAAUGUUCAGCAACAAACAUCACCACCUCAGCAACCAGCGCAAAUACCCGUGACUUCCCAGUCCAGCCCUAACUUGGUGGCAUCAAGUCCUGAAAAGAUUAUUUUGGGCCAGACAGCUGCUGGAACUGUCAUCUCCCAGGAUUCCAUGCAGAUGUUUCUACAGCAGAAGGAUCAGAGCCAGCAGCAGCAGCAGCAGCAGCAGCAGCAAUUUUAUUCGCCAGCCCUGAAAAUGCAGCAGGAGAGCAGUAUGAAUGAACCCACCGUACCUCCCCACCUGCCAAUGCCUCUGCCCAUCUACAGCCUAGCCACCACUGCACUCAGCACCACAAGCAGUGUCCCAGCCUCGGUGAUAGUCAGCAGCAGUGUAGGCGCAGCCCUGCAGCCGCCUGCCAGCCGAGAGCUGAACCAGAACCACAACCUGCCACCGGUGGAUUCCAAAGUACCACAGUUCUCGACUGGCCCUUCCCAGCAGGCACUGGCUUGCCAGUUGCCUUCAGGGCAGCAGAAACUCCCUGGAGCCUCCCCAUCUCAUUCACUACCUCAUCCUUCAAUGGGGGAAAGCCCCCAGCUCCAGCCCACGCACCUUUCCCAGAUACAGUCUCCACACCAGUCCCGUCCUCCAUCACAGCCUCAACCUCUUUCACGGCCACCCUCCCGGCCUCACUCAAGGCCUCCUUCCCAGCCUCAGACUUUAUCCAGACCUCCUUCUGAACCCCUGUCACGAUCUUGCACCCCUCAGACACAGAUGCAGAACUUAUAUGUGAUCCAGAAUCAGAUUGCUUCCUCUCCUCAUGGUUCCAACCAGCAUCCCCUACGACCUCCCUCACAGCCUCAGGUACCAUUUCAAGCACCACAAGCCCAGCCAGAGGGACAGCCUCAGCUAGCAACCCCUCCGCAUCUGCCGUUACAGGUGCAGCUUGCUCCUCAACUCCAGACCCAGUCUGAGGCUCAGGGGCAGGCACGGUUACAACCCCAGAUUCAGGCUUCUUCUGAAGUGCGGCACACUCAUUCCCCCCAUUUCCAGAUACAGUUCCCUGCCCAAGGCCCUAUCAAACCUCCCACAUCAACCCAGACACUUCAUCUGACAUCAGAACAACAGAGAAGCUUUCAGAUGGUUUCAAACCAGUUCCAGGCUCUCUCCACGAUUCCAGCUCCUGUUCCUCAGCAGAAACAGCUAAUGGAUCGAUUUCAACAGGUACCCCAGGGAAUUAUCCUUCAAACAAAACAGUCGACAUCCACUAGCCAGGCACCCCCUGCACUGAGCCAAUUUAGCAGUCAGUCCUCUUCAGUUUUGGUUAGCAGCCAAGGACAGCAGGUCACAGUGACAACAACUCAAGCUCAGGCACCAGCAGUUCAUGGCCAUACGCCUGUCCCCACAACAAUUCAGUCUUCCAGUACAGGUUCAAGCAAAGCAGCUCCUGUGCUUGAAAAGGGGCAAGUACCAAGAGGAACAACAAGUGGAGGAGGAGGGCAGCCUGCACAGUGUACAGCAGUUCUUCAGCAGCAAACACCUGUGUUAGUCAAAUCAGGAUCAGUAUCAAUUGCUGCUCCAGUUUCUGCCGAGAGUAAAACAUUUUCCAGCAGCUCCACAGCUAUUUCUGGAGGGAAAGCAACUUCUGGACAAGGAAAACCCACAAUUCCUCAUGCCGUACAGCAGUCAGUUCAGGCCAAGCCUGGAGUCAUUAGUUCUGUAUCAAGCCUGAAUCUUGGGAAAGGUCAGCUGCAGCUCCAGGUAGUUGGAAAAGGCUUGCCACAAGUAAUGUCUUCAGCACAAGCCCAAAUCCAGCAGCAGUAUGAUAGCAAGCUUGGAAGCCUGAAAAAAGCACCCCCAAUGCUACAACCGAGCAAGGAAGCUUGCUUCUUGGAACAGCUGCAUAAACACCAAGGAGCAGUUUUGCAUCCUGAUUACAAAACCUCAUUUCGGUCAUUUGAAGAUGCUUUACAAAGGCUCCUACCUUACCAUGUCUAUCAGGGAACGCUGCCUUCUCCCCAUGACUAUCGGAAAGAUGAAGAAUUUGAAAUGGUGUCCACACAGCUGUUGAAACGUACACAAGCCAUGCUGAACAAAUAUCGGUUGCUACUCCUGGAGGAAUCCCGGAGAGUCAGUCCUUCAGCAGAGAUGGUGAUGAUUGACCGGAUGUUCAUACAGGAAGAAAAAACUACCUUAGCUCUUGAUAAACAGCUAGCAAAGGAGAAGCCAGAUGAAUAUGUCUCCUCAUCUUCACGGUCGCAGAGUUUUGCUUCUUCUGUGGCUCAAGGCUCUCUGCCCAGCAGUGUUCCUUUGACCUCUGAGAACUUGAAAUCACCUCCAGUACAGAUGGCAACUCAUAUCAAUCCCACCAAAUUGGUCAUCAAGCACAGUGGAGGUUCCCCAUCUGUAACGUGGGCCAAAGCGUCUCCCUCAUUAGAUGGGGAUGAGGAUGCCCUGCCCUCCAGGAGCAAGCCGCCCAUUAAAACCUACGAAGCUCGGAGCCGGAUUGGACUGAAGCUAAAGAUCAAACAAGAAGCAGGACUUAGCAAAGUGGUUCAUAACACUGCUUUGGAUCCAGUUCACCAGACACCACCACCCACGUGCACGGUUAUCAAAACACCUGACCAGCAUUCGUCUACUUCAUCCAUUACCACCACUACAACUACGACUGCUACCGCCACUACCUCAGUGGCAGGACAAAUGAAUGGGACGGUUGACCAUAUCAGUGCGGCUCCGAUGGAGAAAAAACCCAUUGUGACCUACUGCAGGCUUCCUCUCCGUAAAACUUACCGGGAGAAUGUGGAUGCUUUUGUAGCAGAUAAAGCUUCUGACACCCCUCUGAAAGGGAGCAUCCCAAAAUCUGAUACGGUGCCAAGUUCUCUUAUCAUCAAACAGGAUGGUGGGUCCAGAAGUGUUAUCACAUCCCACAAAACUCAGGAGAGUCCUUCCACAGCUGUGGCAGAGAAAAGCAGGUCAGAGGAAAACACCAAACACACCUUUUUCAACCGGAGUGAUGCCCGUUCUUUGGUGAUGCAAGAAAGCCCUGCCCCUCCUAAGACCGAUGAUUCAACCAGUGGCCUUAUGAAGGAAUUAGCGGAAGUUGAGGAUGAGUUUUACCACCGAAUGAUAAAGACUGAGCCACUUGACCAUGGGUCAGCCUCUGAACUCACAUGGGAGGUGCCCUUGCCCCCAGCCAAACGGAGAAAGUCCGAAUCUUUUGAUGUGGACAAUGCCAGCUUCUCCAGUGACAGCCCCCCAGAUGACUCACUAAAUGAGCAUCUACAGAGCGCCAUUGACAGCAUCCUGAAUUUGCAGCAACCUCAGGCUGGGAGCCAGAACACUCGAACACCCUCAUCUUCAUACAACUCCUCCUCCUCCCCUUUCUCCUCACCUGUCCACCGCACAGACACAUACCUUGCCCCCAAUCACAACGGUGGCCUUGGAGCAAGGACGUUAAACAGAUAACAGAAGUUUAAAGCAAGUAAAGACUGUACAAAGAGAGCCAAGGACUGAAGCUGCAGCAGCUUCUGCUGGCUGGGAACGGUUGGAAGCCAAGGUGCCACUUCCCAGAGACCUGCUAGAAUAGGGCUGAUACCAGAAGGGAAGAGUGGGGAUCUGGGGUGGGGAGGGCAACAAGAAUGUCCUACAGAGGCUUCAUCCAUCCAAGUGUUUAUAUGAUGGGCUUUGGUUGUUGUAAAGUACGAGCUUCGGCUGGAUUUACAAUAUACUUGUCUCAUCACAUGCACCAUUAAAAAAAAAAAGUUCAGCAAAUGCCAAGCAGGCAGGUGGGAGGGGGUUGGAUUGGGGCCCAUAGGUAGUGUUGGCUGUGUAAUAUUUAGAUUCUGUAACAAAUUGCUAAUUUGAAUCUCUGAUGAUAAUUGGGUUUGUUUUUCCUCCUCUCCCCAAACUCUACUACUAUAUUUAGGACAUUUUAACAAAUCUUAAAUCAGAAGCCAGCAGGGAGGCCAAAGGAAGGGGCAGGGGUAAGGUGACAAUUCUACAAGGAGUUGGCACAUGGGGCAAUUAUGUAAUUGAUUUUGUCAGGUUUCUUAAGUUAUUUUAAGUAUAAACUGUCUGCUUUUUUUAUAUAAAAUAGAUUCUGAACAAGAUGCAAAAAAUAUAAACACUAAUGCUUAAAAACAAAUAAGCAUGGAUGAAUUUACAAAUAAAUCACUUUGAAAGAGGAAACCAGUCCAUUUCUGGACAUGGAUGGGUGUUGUUAACAUAACCGUGGUGGGUGGAACAAGGAAAGUUCUGGCAAGAGGAUGUGCAUUUCUCUCUCCUCUUUUCCCGUCCCAUCCUAAAAGAAAAUAAGAAGGAAAGAAAAAUCAAGUUGGGAUUUUGAUCACAUUAUGGUCCAAGAUGAUCAUUUGUAUGCUGGGGCUCAGGUAAAUGUUUGCCUUGGAAACUGGGCAGUUGCAGAAAGUCAAGCUGGCUCCCUUUCUAUAUGUUGAUGGUAUUUUGCUCUGUGCCACAGUUGCCUGUGUUUGCCUAUAUUUGCCUCCCAUGGUUCAGUACUCUCUGUGGUUGUUCCUAUUUUUAAAACCAUUAUUUGGCCAUGCCUUUGAUGGAAGGUCUCAGCUGCUCCCAGUAGUCAUCUGGAGAAGAAAACAGCAAUGCUACUUCAGUACUGUUCAUUUCCAGACUAAGUAACUUUUAGUCCCCCUUGAUUUCAAAUGAACUUCAAUUAAUCAUAUCUAAAUUUUAACAUGGGCCUUGGUGUGGCCACCUUACUUUGGGUCUAAUCCUACACCUUCUUUGGAAUUCAUUAUUCAUUAACUGAUGAGAAUAAAGAUAUCCAUCCUUUCAGAUUUACUUAGUUCUCUUGCUAGACUGUUGCACAUGCUCAUAAUUCAGUGACUAAGCACUUCAUUCCUGGUUUUCAUAUGUCAGCAGUUCACAUUUUCUCCACCAUUUUUUCCACAACCUAGACUUCUAAUACAGAAUUUGAGUAUCAGAUUUGUCCAUCAAUAAGUCAGAAAUUCCCUCCCUCAAAAAAUUAAAGGUUUCCUGUAAAUUUGAAGCUUUCUGUGACUCAAAACAAGAUGUCAAGCAGUGUCCAAAUUCUUGGACUACCUUAGUCUUGAUGUAUAGAUAGGCAUAAAUGGAAAUGUCCUUCCCACAUUAUAACUGUCACAGGAUGACCUAUAACCAUUUAUGUGAAUGUUACAGCUGAAGUAGGAUACAGGCCUUCAUUAUCACUAGCUUGGUAAAAUAAAAAGUCAGGAUGAGGGACUAACACAUGGAGUGGGCGUACAAAACAUCUGUCUGUCUCAUUGUCCCAAUUCAUCUAUAGAUAAUUAAAGAGGCAUCUUUUCACAAAAGUAUUCACCAGUAUGCUGAUAAAAAACAGUUCCCUUUGCACGUUGGAAUUCCUUCUAAUGGCAUUAUCUAUACAUUUGUGCUUCUGCCAUCUGUAAUUGUAAGCUUCGUGGGUGAUUGUGUUCACUCAAGUCUUUCCUUUCACAAUUUCCUGGGCCUAAUAAGAUGGUGCUCAAACCUUUUGCAGCAUUUUUUCUUCCUCUUUGUAUGACUUACUCAUGUUGCCUAUUGCUACUUCCUUUGUAGGUGGGGGUGUAAGUGUACUGACUGGCAAAUACAGCCUGCUGUUUUAAGAUGCUGUUUUUUAGCUUUUUUUGAAGAGCAGUGGGAGCAUUUUCUCUUCCACUUUAACUGGAUUCUGUGAGGGGGAAAAAAGGAAACAUAAGUGAGGAGAUCCUUUGUUGGCACACAGUUAUGCUAGAAUAAUAUGCAAGUCUGUUUGCAAAGAACCCUUUGGAAGGCAAGCUGAAAGAUAGAUGCUCUUAGUUGUUUUUUUAAAAAACAGGACUUUUUAAAUAUUUUCAGUGCUUAAUGGCUAGUUAUGACCAAUUUUAGUACUGAUAUUACAAAAAGCAGUGGAUUGAACUAGUGUGAAGUUCAAAAAGCUGACCAUUUCUAUCUUAUUUGUAACAAUUUAAAAGUAUCUUUGCUAUUUUCUAGGCUGAUAAGUCAUGCCUCUUCUGUCUAGUACAGAGUUCUGCAAAACUUGAAAACUUACGUACUCUUUCUGCCAGAAAGUAUGAUGAAAGCUUACUGUCUUUUCUUAAUUUGUAUCUCUUUCUGGCUCUAUAUCAGCAGCAGUAGUCCACAUCAAACGUUAAUCUUUAAGUUUUCACAAAAGCUCCAUAGCAAUCUGCAGUUAACUUUCAUCUGAUCAUUCCUCAUUAAUCUUUUAUCAACACAAUGCUCCAGUGAAGCUAUAACAAAAUAAUGCUGGGCUUGAUUGUAAGUGAACGCUAGUAAGAGUCAGAAAAAGUAACCUUCAGGUGACAGAUUUAAUGCAAAAACAAAUAAACCAAAAUCAUAUUCUCCUG